UUCAAGUGAGUCCUGGCAGAGUAUCUGACGCGGUAUUGGAGGCAUCAAAGACAAGCGCUGCGCAAACCCUGGAGAACAACCUCACCAACCUGGUGAAGAGAAACAGUGAGCUGGAGAACCAGAUGGCCAAACUCAUCCAGAUCUGUCAACAGGUUGAGGUGAACACAGCGAUGCACGAAGCCAAGCUAGUGGAGGAGUGUGAUGAGCUUGUAGAGAUCAUACGCCAGAGGAAACAGAUCAUCGCUGUCAAGAUCAAGGAGUCCAAGGUGAUGAAGCUGCGAAAGCUGGCCCAGCAGAUGGCUAACUGCAGACAGUGUCUGGAACGUUCCGGAGCCCUCAUCACCCAGGCAGAACACAGCCUGAAGGAGAACGACCACGCUCGCUUCCUACAGACCGCCAGGAACGUGGCCGAGAGGGUUGCCAUGGCCACAGCCUCAUCCCAGGUGCUGAUUCCAGAUGUGAACCUGAACGAAGCCUUUGAUAACUUUGCCCUGGACUUCUCCCGAGAGAAGAAGAUCCUAGAGGGACUGGACUACCUGACAGCUCCCAGUCCUCCCUCCAUACGUGAUGAGCUGUGUACCGCCUCCCACGACACCAUCACAGUUCACUGGACGUCUGAGGACGAGUUCAGCGUCACCUCCUACGAACUGCAGUACACCAUCUACACCGGCCAGACCAACUUCAUCAUUAGUGUUGUUCUGAAGAAGAGCCACACGCCAGAACGCUUCAGCAGCACGGGGUCGUACGGAGCAGCAGGAAACGUCUUCAUCGACAGCGGCUGUCACUACUGGGAGGUGCUGCUGGGCGCCUCCACCUGGUACGCUGUGGGCGUGGCUUACAAGUCAGCCCCUAAGAACGAGUGGAGUGGUAAGAACUCCUCCUCCUGGGUGUUCUCCCGCUGUAACAACAACUUCAUGGUGCGUCACAAUGGCAAGGAGAUGCUGGUGGAGGCCAGCCACCAGCUCCGACGUCUGGGAGUCCUUCUGGACUACGACAACAACUCCCUGUCCUUCUACGACGCCAUGAACUCCCAACACCUGCACACCUUCGAGGUCAGCUUCCUGCUCCCCGUGGCGCCCACCUUCAUGAUUUGGAACAAGUCAGUGAUGAUCCUUUCGGGGCUUCCGGUGCCGGACUUUGUGGACUGCCCUGAGGAACACCAGGAGGGGAUGAUGACCCUGUGUCGUCAGCAGGAGUCACCCUACAUGUCGGGUCUGAAGGGCUGUCACUGAGUCCGGGACUGGGGUGAUUCCCAGUCCCGGAGACCGACAAGGGCUUGGACUGGACUCUGAACUGGGCUGGGCUAGACUCACAUACUUCCUGAGUUUGUGGGCCAAUGGGGUUGAAUCUUUCUUCUCCUCAGCAUCCUACUUCCUCCUCUUCCUCAUUUUACCCAGCUUUCCUCUUUUCUCUUCAUGGGUGGUUUGUUACAUGACCUACUACUUGUCUCAGUGUGAGGAUGUGUGUUGUUGUUUAUGAUAUUUACAAAUCAACACAGAAGCUUGACUUGCAUUAUGUGACUACUAGUCUUGUAUUAUAAGAAACUUUAUUGAUCAUGAUUGAAUAGAGGAAAACACGUUAAUUAUUUAUGAAUAAUAAGUUGGUUUGCGUUUAUUUUCUUCUCAAUGUAUUCAUGGGACACUUUUUAGAUUGGUCUUUAUUUCCUCAGUGUUUAAAAAAAAAGACAGAAAAUGUAUAUGGACAUGGUUGUUCUUCCUCUAGAUAGCAUAGUGGAUUUAUCUUCUAUAGAAAUGGGAUAAGAUGAUGAGGUUUAUGCGAUUUGUAACACAGUGAAAUUAACAAAACUGACGGAUGAAAAAAUUACGAAAGUUGAAUAUUCAAGGGAGGGAAGAGAGGGUUAUAACAUCCGAUUUGCUAUCGGUUUUGAUGUCAUAGCAUGAUCUGUAUUUCCUCUGUGAUUGGUUCACACUUCAUGUUUUGUUUAGUUCUGUUUUGCUGUGAGAAAAGCAUGCUGCAUUAUAGGAUCCCACUUCACUGCCCUUCACUGGUUCACUUCCAGGUUAUCAUGAGGUAAUUCUUGACUCCUGACCUAUAGAAUCCCUCACUGGUUCACUUCCAGGUUAUCAUGAGGUAAUUCUUGACUCCUGACCUAUAGAAUCUCUCACAGUCACCACGGAGCUCCACCACCUCCCCUCACAUCCAAUCCUUGGUCGAGGUUUACCUAUUCCAAAAGGGGUGUGUUGUUAUUGGCCGUUGAUUUGUAUAAAGUCCCAAGACAAUGUAGAUCUGUAAUUUGUCUACCAGUUACCAUCCCGAUAGUCUAUCUCUCAUAGAAACCAUCCGAUUUCUAUUGAAGAAAAUCACAAAACAUUUCCCCAGAUAUGGUUAAGAUUCCACAGAGAAGACCUUGUCCAUCUAUGACAUCAUUCAAAAUAAGUAAAGCGUUACAUCACCAAAUACGUAGUAUUUAUUUGGGCUUUUUUUUUUGUUUACGGCUUUGGUGGUGUGGACUAUGAUUUUUAAUGAUUUUCCUCAAUAUUCAGGGAUUGAAUACGUAGUGGGUCUGAUCAAGACAAUCAAUAGUUAUAUUUAUUAUGCAGAGAAAACAGAAAGUAGUGUGUAGCUGAAAAACCACUGAACUAGCAUGAUGUAAUACUUUAGAUACUAACUGUGUUAACUUACUGAAAACCAACGGGUGUUUUCUUUGUUCAUCGAAUUAAACGUAGUAGUGAAGAUAUUGGGAACAGACAGACUCGUACUACUGAUGACGCCACCGUCCUGAUGCCGGUAUUUAGGACGUAUAAAGGUAUUUAGGGCUUGUCCCAAAUGGCACUCUAUUCCCUAUAUAGUGCACUACUUUUGAAUGUAAAACAAAAAAAUGAUGCACUAUGUAGGGAAUAGGGUGCCAUUUCAGACACAGGAUUUAGUUUUCCAUGCUAAAUGUCAUAUUUCCUGUUUUUUUAAGUUCCUGUUUUUAAUUCGAAAGUACAAACUAACCAUCAGGCAGAUUUGUCUUUGGCACCGUGAAAGUGGGAGACGGAGAGACAGACCUAUGAAUGGAUCUGUAACUAACUGGUCCAUCCUCAAGCAUCUUCAAAGAAACAAUAGCUACUUUAAGGCUGGAGUGAGUCUUGAGUUCCAUUAUGGACCCAACAGAACACAGCGGUUCAAUAGUAAGAUGAGAAUGGUGAGUUCCAUUAUGGACCUAACAGAACACAGCGGUUCAAUAGUAAGAUGAGAAUGGUGAGUUCCAUUAUGGACCUAACAGAACACAGCGGUUCAAUAGUAAGAUGAGAAUGGUGAGUUCCAUUAUGGACCUAACAGAACACAGCGGUUCAAUAGUAAGAUGAGAAUGGUGAGUUCCAUUAUGGACCCAACAGAACACAGCGGUUCAAUAGUAAGAUGAGAAUGGUGAGUUCCAUUAUGGACCCAACAGAACACAGCGGUUCAAUAGUAAGAUGAGAAUGGUGAGUUCCAUUAUGGACCCAACAGAACACAGCGGUUCAAUAGUAAGAUGAGAAUGGUGAGUUCCAUUAUGGACCCAACAGAACACAGCGGUUCAAUAGUAAGAUGAGAAUGGUGAGUUCCAUUAUGGACCCAACAGAACACAGCGGUUCAAUAGUAAGAUGAGAAUGGUGAGUUCCAUUAUGGACCCAACAGAACACAGCGGUUCAAUAGUAAGACGAGAAUGGUGAGUUCCAUUAUGGACCUAACAGAACACAGCGGUUCAAUAGUAAGAUGAGAAUGGUGAGUUCCAUUAUGGACCCAACAGAACACAGCGGUUCAAUAGUAAGAUGAGAAUGGUGAGUUCCAUUAUGGACCUAACAGAACACCAGUUCAAGCCGUUGAGAAUGGUCUUCCAUUUAAAGAGCUAGCUGAAUACUGGACUCAAGAGGUCAGAGGUCUUUUAAAUAACACUGCUUGGAUUAUAACAGGUGGUAACACUUCACCGUAGACCCCCUUACGUAUGCAUUCAUAAAGCCUUUAUAACAGCUACAUAAGACAUAACAUCAGUUAAAUGCUGUUAUUAAGGGUAAUAUCAGUAUUGACUGAAGCGGAGGUGUUUGCUCUCUCAUUUCUCUAGCAGCAGAUUUGGGAAUGUUAGCCCUUACAAAAAAAAAGAUUGCCGUUUUUUAAAACUGCAGUAAAAGUGUAGUAACUACAGUCGAUUGUGGUAUUUUGGACGCAGUGAUUGCAGAAUAACUGCAGUUACACUGCAAAAUUACUGCAGUAAAAAAAUAAGUCUUAUUUUGGACGCAGUAUUUGCAACGUACUGCAGUUAUACCGCAUUCUAAUUACAGUUAUACUACAGUGUACUACAGUUAUACUGCAUUCUAACUACAGUUAUACUACAGUGUACUGCAGAUAUACUGCAUUCUAAC
Molecule: messenger RNA, 4343 nt
Organism: Salvelinus namaycush (lake trout)
Lineage: Eukaryota; Metazoa; Chordata; Actinopteri; Salmoniformes; Salmonidae
Product: probable E3 ubiquitin-protein ligase MID2
Exons: 8
Coding region: 123-1232 (369 amino acids)
Molecular function (GO): protein binding
Source: RefSeq, a predicted model, not a curated record